Molecule: messenger RNA, 1782 nt
Organism: Cavia porcellus (domestic guinea pig)
Lineage: Eukaryota; Metazoa; Chordata; Mammalia; Rodentia; Caviidae
Exons: 5
Coding region: 112-870 (252 amino acids)
Source: RefSeq, a predicted model, not a curated record
UUAAGGAGGCAUUGUGGGUUCUACUACGAGUUGCUGUUUGAGCUGUUGGUUCUCCUGGAGAAGCUCUGGUCUUCACAUCGAGCAUUGCUUCCUGGCUCCGGAGGGGAAGACAUGUGCUGCUUGGUCUCCAGGAUGAACUCGUCACGCUGCUUCCUGGCACGUACCCGACUGUGCUUGUCAUCGGAGGAGCUCAGAGCCUCCGUGUCACUGAGGAUGGCUGUGGUGCCUUUCAGGACAGCCCUGGUCUUUGUUGUGAGUGUGACUUCUCGGCUCCAGCGUAGAACCCUCAUCCCACCAGCACAGCUCCUUCAUCCUGCUGGCAUAGAUUUUCUGGCUUCCACUGCUGACCCUUGGGUCUUCCCAGCACGGAUCUGUAAAAGAGACUGGCCACCACGAAUUGCAGCCCAGCCAUGCCACCCUGCCUUGAAGCCAACUGAGUAUGGACUGAAACUUCCAAAAACUGCCGUCACCCAUGAUGUGAAAAGUGUAUCUGAUCAAGAACUGCAUAGUGAUUGGACGAUCAUUAAGGAAUUAACACAGAGCGACUACUUGCACUUAAAAGUAGAUUUGUUGCUCUGUGUUGGAGGUUUCCCAGAGAGUCACUGGUGGGAGAAAUAUAAUGUAAUUUUUAGAUGCUCAGGAAAGAAGAAUGAGGAGCUAAAGCCUGCAGAAAAUAAUAACAGAAGCCAUAAUCCUAAGGAUUUAUAUGUGAUUACCACAAAGAUUGAUCUAGAAAGAACAAAAGCAAUUACCUAUUUAUUACUGCAAAGAUGUGCCAAGCAGAAAAAAGGAGAAUACUUGUGCUCUGCAAGGAUCAUAAAGCAGCAGAGUACUGAUUCAUGGGUGCAGGACUCGGGCUGGCCAACAUGACCUUCCCAAAGCGCUCUCUCGGGAUACCUAGAAUGCUGCAUUUUUAAAUUUAUUGCACAACAUUUUUUUUUGUUUUGUUUUACAGCCACGUUUACAGUGUACUGAUUUACUGGUAAACAGAUACAUGCAUUCCAGGGCAGAAUGCUGCUUAUACGUAUGUGACAGCAAACUUAAAAUUAAUAAAAAGAAUUGUUGGGGAAACUUGGGCACAAUGUUGAGGUGAUAAAUUAAGGCAAUUAUUUUUCUUUUGACAAGUGUUUAUAAGACCCAGAUUGUGUUGUACUGCAGAAAAUGAAUGUGGCCAUUUGUUGUAAAUAAAGAAUUCUCCUGUUGAUAGUCUCUCGACAGGUACUCAAGAUAAAAUCUAGUUGAGCAUUAUAACCAUUAACAGUAUUUUGUACCUGGAAGGAAAGAAACUCUGGUUUGAAAUAUUCAUUCAGUACUUGAGUUACAGUUUUAUUUUGUGUCAUCAUGUAUUUUAUCUGCAUCAUUAAAUGCUUUAAGCUUUAACCCUUACUUACAAUGUCCUAGCAGAUAAGAAUGCCUGACAUGUAAUAGGCAAUGUUCCCAAAGCUAGAAUUCCCACAAUUUAAAGGAUAAGUAGUUCAAUUAGGCUUACAGUUCCAGGAGGUUCAGUCCAUGGUUGACUGGAUCCAACGUAGAAACAUAAUGGCAGAAAGGCAUGAUGCACCAAAGAUCUCAUUGCAUAGGAUUGGGAGCUAAAGCAUGGGAACACUACCAGAGAAAAAAGAGCCAGGGAACAGAUACAGCAUCCAAGGUCACACCUCCAUGACCCAUGGAGACACAACCAGAAAUGUGCCUUAUUAAUUACCUGGAAAACUCCCAAGCCUAUCUAGUUGAUACUAGUAAGCUUAGCAAUCAAACCGGUAAUGUAAUUUACUUAGUGAAACC